This is a messenger RNA of Stegodyphus dumicola, 1323 nucleotides long. RefSeq names its product alpha-tocopherol transfer protein-like. Gene Ontology annotation, molecular function: phosphatidylinositol bisphosphate binding. The record is from RefSeq and is a predicted model, not a curated record. Gene Ontology annotation, cellular component: membrane. NCBI's taxonomy places the organism in Eukaryota, Metazoa, Arthropoda, Arachnida, Araneae, Eresidae.
AUGGUUCUUAGCGCAUGAAGGGACAUCGAUGCUCACUUCGGAAAAUUCAGCGCAGACGAUGACACUCCAUCCGCUUGUACUCAAGGGAUUGACCCCUGAGUUGCUUCGACAAGCGCAGGAAGAAGUUGGCGAGACGCCAGAAGUGAAAGCGAAAUCCAUCGAACAAUUAAAAAGGUUAAUUAAAGAAAAUGCUGACUUCGUCUGUUGGAUGGAUGACAGUUUCUUGGUGAGGUUUCUCCGUUUCGCUAAAUACGAUGUACAGAAAGCUUUCAAGACCAUCCGAAACUACUACACAUUCAAAGCAAAAUUCGCAGGACAAUACACGAAUUUCAAGCCCUCCGAAGUGAAACACAUUCUCGAAAAGAACCAUAUACUUGUGUCACCUUACAGGGAUCCUCAUGGAGGCAGCAUCUUCAUAUUAGCUUUAGGUUCUUUUGAUGCUGAUCUGGUUCCUAUGAAAGAACUGAUGGCUGCCAUUAUGGUGUGCUCUGAAGUGGCGAUCUGCGACGAAACGAUACAGCUGUGUGGUUCAACAGUUAUUUUCGAUUUCCAAGGUAGCUCUAUGAGGAAGUUGCUUCAUUUUGCUUCAUUCCAGCUCCUGUCUUUUGCAUUCACAGGAUUGCAGAACUGUUGGCCCUUCCGGAUAAAUGGUUUUCAUGUAGUAAACGACCCUUCAUACUUCAGUAUUCUCUUCAGGAUCUUAAAACCAUUACUUUCAAAUAAAAUGAGAGAGCGAUUUCAUGUUCACGGAAAGAACCUGAAGAACUUCCAUAAAUACAUACCACCAGAGAAUCUUCCAGAAGAACUCGGCGGCAAACUGGGACCAAUGGAUACGACAGAAUAUCGCAUUCACAUUUUAUCAGGAGAAUCUUAUAUGGAAAAGCUUAACCGAUACGGCUACGAGGAACAAAAUACCACAUCGAAGUCAUUGUAAUUUCUUAAACUUCAACGAGAAUGAACAACCAGAGACAAAUUUGAUUAUCAAAUUAUCGCAUUUUGUCGAACUUACGAAAAUAUUCCGCUUUAAAAUAGUAAAAAUGGUCCUUGCACGACAACCUUCUGGGAAAGAUAGUAGCAGUAAAAUUUUCUUUUCCUUUUCGAUUUAGGUAAUAAAGAACUUCAGCUAUUUGGAUCUCUCUUCUAUUUUAUUUGAACGCAAAUUUUAAACGGUAUUUGCUUUCCCUGUGUAAAUAUUUUCAUUUGAAAUAUUUCUUACAGUUCGUGAUGUAUGAUGUAAUAUAAAACUUGUGAAAGUCUUGUGAAGUGAUGUAUGAUGUAAUAUAAAAUCAGUCAAGAAUAAAACGUUAAUUUCAUUUCAUAAAA